This is a messenger RNA of Alligator mississippiensis (American alligator), 3210 nucleotides long. RefSeq names its product BCAR3 adaptor protein, NSP family member (gene BCAR3). Gene Ontology annotation, biological process: positive regulation of peptidyl-serine phosphorylation; small GTPase-mediated signal transduction. Bases 31 to 2730 code for a protein of 899 amino acids. Lineage: Eukaryota; Metazoa; Chordata; Crocodylia; Alligatoridae. Gene Ontology annotation, molecular function: phosphotyrosine residue binding; guanyl-nucleotide exchange factor activity. The record is from RefSeq and is a predicted model, not a curated record. The transcript has 13 exons.
AGCAUCGUGAGACUAGGGAAGUGACAGACGAUGAAGCAUUUAUCGAUUUCUAACUGGCUGACCCAGCUGGGACUCACAGAAUACUGCACACUCUUUGAUGAGCAGUAUGAUGGUGUAGAGGAUUUGCUCCAUCUGACAGAAGUUGAUCUUAGGAAAAUGGGAAUUGAGAACCAAAUCCACCGAACACACAUAAUUUCCAAUAUUUUGCUGCUACAGGAGGCAGAAAGAAAAAGAGAACUAAGAAUGCUAGCUACAGGAAAAUUUGCAAGUCUUCCCAGAAACAUGCAGAUGAACCACCAGUUUCCAUUGGCUUCUUCCAUGGACCUGUUGAGCAGUAAAUCCUCUUUGGCUGACCAUCACUUGGACUCCUUUCAAGACGUUUCUAUCCAUGGUACCCUCCCAAGGAAGAAAAAGGGGACCAUUCCUGUAAGAUCUUGUGAUAUGUUUAGCCACAUGGGAACGCUGCCAUACUCCAGAACACCCAGGCAGCAGGCAUCUUUGAUUCAAGACGUCAUAGAGGAGUAUCCUCUGCAAGACAGGAAGAGUGAGAAAUUCCACCUCAGAGAUCAGAAUAUGCUGGAUCCAGCUAUGGAGUAUGUGAAGUUCUCUAAGGAGAGGCAGAUUAUGGACAUUACCCCGGAAAAGCUAAAGAAAGAGCUAGAAGAAGAGCUGCAGUUAAGCAGUGAAGACUUGCGAAGCCAUGCCUGGUACCACGGGCGCAUUCCUCGGCAGGUGGCAGAAAGUCUAGUUCAGAGAGAUGGUGACUUCUUGAUUCGGGACUCUCUCUCCAGUCCUGGCAACUUUGUUCUCACCUGUCAGUGGAAAAACAUUUCUCAGCAUUUCAAAAUCAACAGGACAGUCGUGAGACUCAGUGAAGCCUACUGCCGUGUUCAAUAUCAGUUUGAACUUGAAAGUUUUGACAGCAUCCCUGGGUUAGUUAGGUAUCACGUGGGGAACCGCAAACCAAUAUCAAAGCAGAGUGGAGCAAUUAUUUUUCAGCCUAUUAACCGGACUGUACCACUGAGGUGUCUAGAGGAGAAGUAUGGAGUAUCUCCAGUCCGACAAAGAGAAUGCAGCAUCUCAGAAGGAAAAUCAGAGGCUGCAAAAAGACUGAGCCUCAAUGUAUGCGGUGUGCAAUCCCGGGAGCAUAGUUUAACCAGAGGAAACCUUUUAAGAAACAAAGAAAAAAGUGGUAGCCAGCCAGCGAGUUUGGACCAUGUCCAGGAGAAGAGAUUCCCACUGAAGGCUCACCAGUCAGAAAGCUACCUGCCAAUUGGUUCAAGGCAUCCAUCUCAGGUACCUGAAACAGGUACAGGUUCAUGUCCAAAUUCCCCUAUUUCCCCAUUCAGAACAGGCAGUGAACCUACUCUGAGCCCCACAGUUGUCCAGAGAGUUGCCUCAGACUCUCAAGCAGGAGAAGCACUUAGAGGCUCAGACAGCCAGCUCUGUCCCAAGCCUCCACCUAAACCCAGCAAAGUGCCCUUGCUGAAGCCACCGCAGUCUCCUUUAGCUUGGCACAGUUCAGAGGCACACUACUGUGAACUAAACCCUGCCACUCCCAUGGAUUGUGGAGCAGCAAAACAACCUUCAUGUCAGAAGAGCAGCUACGUGGAACAUCUGACAGCUAAAGAGAAUGGAGCCCUUUCAUUCAGGAACUCUGAGACCAAUUACCUGAUCCUGGAGGAUGAUGCAUCACAGAGGUCUAUGGAUCCAUUAGCAGCGCAGAAUGCGAUGGCUGAGGAGGGAAGCAUGUAUGUAGCACCUGUUCUUGAGACGGUCUCUAGUUUUAAACCAAAUGAUUUUGAAUCCAAGCUUCUUCCUCUGGAAAACAAGCCACUUGAAACAUCAAUGCUAAAGAGAGUCAAGGAACUAUUCACCAACAAUGAUCCAAAGAUUAUUGCACAGCACAUACUUAGAAUGGACUGCAAGGUUGCUAGGAUACUGGAGGUCUCAGAAGAGAUGAGAAGGAUCAUGGGUGUGAGCUCAGGUCUGGAACUCAUUACAUUGCCGUAUGGACACCAACUGCGUCUGGACCUAAUUGAAAGGCAUAACACCAUGGCCAUAGGAAUAGCUGUGGAUAUUUUGGGCUGCACAGGAAACUUAGAAGAGAGAGCUGCAACACUGAACAGGAUCAUCCAGGUAGCCGUGGAGCUGAAGGAUGUUCUGGGGGAUUUGUACGCAUUCUCUGCUAUUAUGAAAGCGCUGGAAAUGCCACAGAUCUCCAGGUUGGAACAAACCUGGACGACACUACGGCACCACUACACCCAAAUGGCUAUUACUUAUGAAAAGCAGCUGAAACCAUUCAGCAAAGCCUUGCACGAAGGAAAGGAGACCAUGUGCUCUCCACCAAACAUCGUCACAGUGCCAUUGCUGAUGCCUUUGGUUACCUUGAUGGAGCGACAGGCUGUCACUUUUGAAGGGAUGGACCUGUGGGAAAACACUGACCAAAGCUGUGAAAUUAUGCUCAAGCACUUAACUGCAGCCCGUAGCAUAGCACAGCAUGCUGACAUGUACAGAUUGACUGCAGAGAGGAUAUUGGAAGGCUUUCAACCAGAUGAAGAGAUGAGUGAGAUCUUCAAGACAGAAUUUCAAAUGAGACUGCUGUGGGGCAGCAAAGGCGCACAAGUAAAUCAGAGGGAGAGAUACGAGAAAUUCAACCAGAUUUUAAAUGCACUGUCUCGAAAAUUAGAACCUCCUCCAGUAAAGCAGGUGGAUCUAUUAAAUAUCUAACAAACUCUUCAAUAAUUAUCUUAAACGGUAACCUCCAAAUGAUCAUCAGUUAAUCUAAAAAAAGGUUUUUUGCUGAUUUGACACUGCAAGCCUCUAGCAUUCACAGGAUCCCUAGGACUUGUAAAUUGCACAUUUAUGAGUUGUUUAAAAUUACUACUGAUUUCUAAAUGAAUUAUUUAUUUGUUGUUAAAUUUGUAACCGUGUCAUUUUAAUGAUCCCUGAACAGUCAAACCUAACAUAUGGCCCUUUACAAGGUUGUUCUGAAGUUUACCAGAUAUCACCUUUAUAAAAAUGUCUAUAAUGUCCAGUAGUUAUCACAUUUGAUGUUGUUUCACUUAAUAUUUUCAGUCAUGAAACACUCUAGUGUAAAUAGAAAAUGAUAGUAGGUAUGUCAUUUAAAAAAUAUCAGUUGUAUGAUAUUCCUUAUACAAAUAUGAAAUUGUACAUACAGUUGUGAAUUAAAGUAUAUCUUUAUGUGAA